Mytilinidion resinicola is the source of this 4076-nucleotide messenger RNA. Its product is annotated as chromosome segregation protein sudA. Gene Ontology annotation, biological process: mitotic sister chromatid cohesion. The transcript is spliced from 4 exons. The record is from RefSeq and is a predicted model, not a curated record. Gene Ontology annotation, cellular component: chromosome. Gene Ontology annotation, molecular function: double-stranded DNA binding; ATP hydrolysis activity; cohesin loader activity. The coding region runs from base 74 to 3784 and encodes 1236 amino acids. NCBI's taxonomy places the organism in Eukaryota, Fungi, Ascomycota, Dothideomycetes, Mytilinidiales, Mytilinidiaceae.
AUUAAAUCGCGCGCGGUAAAGACAAUCAUACUUUCUGCGGAGGGCGCCUCACCCACGUCCGAAACCGCCCAUCAUGCAUAUCCACCAGAUCAAUAUCCACGGCUUCAAAAGCUACGCGAACCAGACCCAUAUUGAACCUUUCUCCCCUAAACACAAUGUCAUCGUCGGACGCAAUGGAUCGGGAAAGAGCAACUUCUUCUCUGCGAUCCGCUUCGUGCUUGGUGAUGACUACAACCACCUGUCGCAAAAGGAGCGCUCGAAGCUACUCCAUGAAGGAUCUGGCUCCGCAGUCAUGACCGCCUACGUUGAAAUCGUCUUCGACAACCACGACAACCGCUUCCCGACCGACAAAGAGUUCCUCACAUUACGCCGCAGCAUUGGCAACAAGAAGGACGAGUACAGCAUCGACCACAAGAACGCGACCAAGAAGGAUGUGGAGAGCAUGCUCGAAGUCGCUGGCUUCUCACGCGCAAACCCCUACUACAUCGUCAAGCAAGGCAUGGUCACAGAGCUCACAAACAAGUCGGACCAAGCCCGACUGGAACUACUGAAGGAUGUCGCUGGAACGAAGGUGUAUGAUGAGCGCCGGAGGGAGAGUUUGAGAAUCAUGCAGGAGACGGACAAUAAGCGCAGUAAGAUAGAUGAGUUGCUGGAUGGCAUCGAGGGACGGCUGCAAGAGCUAGAGCAGGAAAAGGAGGCUUUGACGGUAUACCAAAGCAGGGACCGGGAGCGGAGGGCCUUGGAGUUCACGAUCCACAAUCGAGAACUGAACAAGAACCAGGAGAAGUUGACCGCGCUGGAGAGCUCGCGUCAAGAACGGAGAGAUCUGGAGGAAGAGCACGAUGCUGAAUACAGGCAGCGCGAGGAAGAGCUGGAUGCGAUUGAUAUGGCUAUCCAGGAGGGCAGGCAGAGGAUCGAGCUUCUGAAUGCCGAGAAGCUUCAGUACAAGUCAGAAUGGGAGGAAUACAUGAAGGAGAAGGGCACACUCGAAUCAGACAUCGCCGAAAUCGCCGAGGGCCAGGGUGCCGCCCAGCAGGCGAAAGUACGCCAUGAAGCCGAUCUCCGGAACCUUCAGCUGCAGAUCGCGAAGAACGAAAAGGACCUCGCCACGAUCACCCCUCUUUACAUCGCUAAGAAGGACGAGGAGUCGAUCGUUGCAGGUUGGCUGAAUGAGGCUGAAAGCCAGCGCGAUCGGCUGUACGACAAGCAAGGUCGCUCUGCACGGUACAAAAGCAAGAAAGAGCGGGAUGACUUUCUCAAUGCGGAAAUCAACAAGGUCAACAUGGAUUUGGGGAGACGAAAGGCUCUCAAGAUGGAAACGAAUGAGAGCAUUGCAGAGCUUGAGAGCGAUAUACAGAAACUCGAAUCCGACAUCGCGACGCGACGCGCCGAAAUCGAUAACUAUGGCGAGCACAGGAUGAGCCUCCAUACCGCGUACCAAAACGCAAAAGAUAAGAAGGACGAGCUGCAGGACCAGAAGAAGGAGAUUGACCGCGAAUUCCAUCAAGUCACCAAAGCCGCAGAUACUUCCAGGAAUGAGCUGAAGAAGGCUGAAGACAACCUGUCUCGGAGAAUGGCGUUUCCUCAGUCACGCGGUAUGGCUUCUGUCCAGCGGAUCCUACAACAAGGACAAAUCGAAGGCAUCCAUGGAAUGGUCGCCGACCUCUUUGAGGUUGACAAUCGCUACAAAACCGCCGUGGAGGUCAUUGCUGGCAUGAGCCUUUUCGACUGGGUGGUAGAUACCGAUCAGGUUGGCGCCCAGGUCAUUGAUGUCCUCAACAGGACGAAGGGUGGCCGUGCCAAGUUUAUCGCAUUGAACCGGAUCACGCCGAGGAACGUGAACUUGCCUAGCGCAAGUGAUGCCGUCCGAUUGAUGUCGAAAAUCCGCUAUGAUGAAGAGUAUGAGGCCGUCAUGCAACACGUGUUUGGCAAGACCAUCGUAUGCCCGACUAUCGAAAUUGCAAGUCAAUAUGCCCGCACCCAUGGCGUGAGUGCCGUCACUCCAGAGGGCCACACUGCCAAGAGGAGGGGAGAAUUGACCGGCGGUUAUAUUGAUACAUCGAAGUCUCGGCUUGACGCUGUUGCUGCAGUCGCGAAAUGGCGCAAAGAGUAUGAAGCGCAAGAAUCGAAGCGGAGGGACCUCCAACGGAAGCGAGAUCAGAUGGAACAACGCAUCACCGCUGCAGUUUCCGAGGAAUGGAAAGCCGCUAACGAGCUGAGGAAGACAGAGAACAGCCAUGGGCCUGCGAAGCAAGAAUUGCGGCGUCUGGAGAGUACUCUGCAACAGACAAAAGAUCAGCUUGAGGAUAGGAAAGCUAGCAUUGCGAACCAUGAUACUGCAGUGGCUCGACUUGACGAACAGCUAGAGAGCUACGAGGCGGAGCUUCAGACCGAGUUCAAGAAAGCGUUGUCGAAGGAGGAGGAGCGGCAGCUUGAGUCGCUGCUCUCCACUAUUCCGGACCUCAACCGUCAAUUCUCAGCGUUGUCCGCUGAGCGAUACAAACUCGAAGGCAAGAAGACUGCUCUCGAGAACCAGCUACGAACUUCAUUCUACCCACAACUAGACGUGCUCACGUCAAGGGAAGAGAGCAGCCAGAGUGGCGCGUCGUCUAGCACCAAACUGCAAGAAGCCCAACGUGACCUAAAGCGUGCCUUGAAGAAGGUUAAGCAAGUGGAGGCCCAUCAAGAGGAGACCGAAAACGCUAUUCGAGAAGCGGAUGAGGGGAUCAAGAGCUUGGAGGCACAGAUGGCAGAGAAGAAAGAAGACCUCGACAGGCUGAGGCGUCAGAAUAAGAGGGAUCGUGAGCAGCUCGCCGAGAGCGCCAAGAACCGGAAGAAGCUCAGCGAGAACGUCAAGGACUUGCAACGGCAAAUUGCGCAAUUGGGCACGCUGCCCGAUGAUGCAUUCGAGAAGUAUCAGAGGUUGAAUGAUGAACAAAUCCUUAAACGUCUCAAAACCGCCAACUCGGAGCUCAAGAAACUCAAAACUGUCAACAAGAAAGCCUUCGAGCAGUACAACAACUUCACCUCGCAGCGCAAGACACUCCUUGAGCGCCGCAAGGAACUCGACUCCAGCCAAAAGAGUAUCCAAGACCUCAUCGCCGUCCUCGACCAACGUAAGGACGAAGCCAUCGAGCGCACCUUCAAGCAAGUCGCCUUCGAAUUCAACCGCGUCUUCGAGAAGCUAGUCCCCGCCGGCACCGGCAAACUCAAGAUCCAGCGCCGCGCCGACAAAGAAGCCGCCAUCGCGCGGGGCGAGGACGACGACGGCGACGUAGAAAUGGGUGGCGUGGACGAAGCAGAGCAGCGACGCAGCGAGGUCGCCUCCUUCGUCGGCGUCGGCAUCUCCGUCUCCUUCAACUCCAAGUACGACGAGCAACAGAAAGUCGCCCAGCUCUCCGGCGGCCAGAAGACCCUGUGCGCGUUGGCGUUGCUCUUCGCCAUCCAGCUCUGCGAUCCGGCGCCGUUCUACCUCUUCGACGAGAUCGAUGCCAAUCUCGACGCGCAGUACCGCACCGCGGUCGCGGGGAUGAUCCACGAGUUGGCGAAUAAGGAGAGCGAUGCCGCGCCGAACGGGGAGGCGAGUGGGUCGGGGAAUAAGAAUAAGGGGACCGGUGGGCAGUUUAUCUGCACGACGUUUAGGCCGGAGAUGAUCCAUGUGGCGGAUAAGAUGUAUGGGGUUAUCUAUGAGAAGAAGAACAGCCGGUUGACGGUGCAGAAGAGGGAGGCGGCGCUGAAAUUUGUGGAUGAGAGCCAGGAGGCUGCGAGGGUGCCGGCGAGGUAAUUGUGGGAUUUCUCAUGGGAUGGGGGAAUUAUGGAGAUGCGAAUGGUCUAAUGAGCGAUGUGGAUGGGUUCAUAUCCGGGAUGAUGGGUGCUUAAGGCGUUUCUUUCCGUCGGACGGCUGAUGAAACAGGGUUUCUGCUUGCCCUAGGGGAUGGGUAGCGUACAGGUUGCUGGGAAGUAUGCUGCAUGCUUCUAUGUACAUUGUGCGGAUCUUCGAAUUUCAUGAGGGUUGAUGUACGAACUACAAAUGGCCCAAUGGAUGAAUAGCUCGGAGCUCGAAAAGUGAUGCCACG